AAAAGAAAGCUCGCAGUCGAGGGAGGGCGCAGGGAAGGUAUGCGCGCGGAUGAGUGAGUCGCCUCGGAGAGAGAGAGAGAGAGCUUCACGAAAGCGAGAGAGAGAGAGAGAGAGAGAGAGAGGAAGAAUCCGUGAGAGCGGAGCGCAAUCAAUCAAUUAGUCAAUCCCCGCGUCGUCUGUCUGUCGAAGCAUCCCUCGAGGAGGUCGUUUCCUGUGAUUGUGGCAGUAAUUCUCAUCUACAGGCUUCUCUCGCGCUUGGCUCGCCGGCUAGCUCAUCAUCUUCGGGUUCAUCUGUCGACGGAACGUACGUCUUGCUUGCUUGUGUUGGCGUGGCUUGGUGGAUGGGGAAUUGAGAUUGUUGGUGCUUGUUGUCAAUUGUGCAUAGGUCUGGCGUGUUCGUGGGUCGUUCGAGGGAGGGAGGGAGGGAGGGAGCACGGGGGGAGAGAGAGAGCGAGAGGUUGUGCGGUGUGUGAGCGGGCGGUGUUGAUCUCUCUGGCUUCCUCUCUCCCUGCCCCUCUCUCGUAGGUUUGCUCUUUCUCUUGGUCUCGGUAAGGGUCAAUCGGGGACGAGGGUUUUUGAAGCUGGGGCUCGUCGGGCGGGGAAAUCUCUGAGAAUUGCGAUUUAGACCGGGAGGAGGCCUGGGUCGGGGAAGGGUUAUAGAUCUGCUUCUUGGAAGGCGAAGGCCGGAGGGGCAGGCAGAUAGAGGCAAGAUGACGGAUGCGAGCAGCGACAGCGACGAGAGCGCCGGAAGAGCGCAAGAAUGGGAAGUGGUGUCCAUGUCGACUCUCUCCAUGUCAGGAUCGGCGAGCAAUUGUGCCUGCGAGUCCUGCACUUCGGCCAUGCCGGAUGGGGGCAGUGGAUCGACUGUAGUCAACGGGCCGAAUGCCACAACUCUGCUUUCCAAUCACUUUGGAUCGGCGCGAAGCAUUCCCAUGCUGGAUGAAUUUCUGGGCAGUGAACUUGAGAGUAGAACCGGUGUCGAAGAAGACCGAAACGAUGUUCAUGCAGAAUUAGAGGGUGAUAGUGGAAAGAGACCUGUAGGCCUGGAGACGGAGAUACAGAUGGGAAUAGAGACGGAGGAGGAGCCCCAGAAAGACGUGGAAGAAAAGCAGGACGAGGUUCCCGGUUCUGAGAAUUUCAACUUGCCAGAAAUGGAUUGGAUUGAGCCCUUGCCUCCGAAGAAUCAUAACUUGCUCCGGGACGAAGGCGAUGCAACUAGCAGCACUUACAACGACAUGUACGAUAUCGCAUGUGAGAAGAAGUCGGAAUUGGGAUGCAGGGAGGCUGCCGGCCCGCUGUUUGGAUCCUGCAUGUCUGCACCGUCUGCUGCUGCAAUCGUGAGCUCUGUCGCAGCAUUCCGUGCGGGCUUGGGCGAGGACCUAAUGCAGAGUCCAAUUGAGGGAGACGAAAGCGUGAUGUCCGCCAAUUGUGUGGUCGAAGAAGAAUUAGCUGGGUUGGAGAGAGAAGUUCUUGGCUCUGAUUCAGGGUUCAGUAGCUUUCACGAGUCCCCGGUCGUGGCCAAGAAAUUGGAACUGGAUGAUAGACAGGGCUCGCAGGAACGAUUGUUGGGAGAAGGUGCCGAGGACCACGCCUGUGAGGCCUGGUGGAAGCGCAGUGCCGCCCUAUGGUGUGUACAGACACGGCAGGCGAAUACCUUGUGGUCCCUUGCGCUGGCCGCGGCCGUGAUGGGCCUGGUGAUUCUGGGCCAGCGAUGGCAGCACGAACGAUGCGAGAAUAACCAUCUGCGAUUGCAGCUCUGCUCGAAAGAUGAGAAAAUAAGCCAACUCAUAUUUCAAGUUGCUCGUCUUAAGGAUGCGUUGUCAGGACGUCGACGGGUGCCUGUUCUGCGCACUAGCUCCUCCUACAGCGGUUUCCGCGAGCGGUUUUGAAAACUUUUCUGCUAAUGUCAAAGUUUGAGGCUCAUCUGUGAUCGUAUCUAUCUCAAGUGUAUGUCCAUAGAGUACCUGCAGCGUAGUGUAUAUGAACGAUUGUAUCUAGCUCGCUGGUUGGUACGUGUGUAAAUCCAUGACAAAGUUGCAGAGAGUAGUGUACUACAUACACCGGAUUUAGCAGCAGAUGGGUAAGGAGAUAAUGAUCGAGAAAGUAGCUGCUCUAGUUGUUUCCAAGGUCGUCUUGUGGAGUAUUGUCACGUGUUGGAUUUGCGAGAACAAAGGUAGACAAGUGUACUAUGUAGUGUAGUAUAAGCACCAACACAAUUGCUUGUUCUAGGGGAAAGUAUCGUCUCGGGUGGUUACUUAUGAUGCCCAAAAGACGUGUUAAUCAGCAGAAAAUAAACUACUGUGCCCUGCUUCUGAGAUGUCACCCCUACUAAAUGAUUGUAUAUCUGAACGUCUGCAGACGUUAAUAGCAUUUUGUACACUUGUUCGUUUCCCCUUUAGCUAGACAUUAGACAGACAGAUGGUUUCUUCUGUCGAACCUGUUCGAUUUUCUUGUGUAUUGCAUUGAGGUACUGAUGCCACUACGGUUCUCAGCAACUGCAAAGAAAUAUAAUCUU
Molecule: messenger RNA, 2515 nt
Organism: Marchantia polymorpha subsp. ruderalis
Lineage: Eukaryota; Viridiplantae; Streptophyta; Marchantiopsida; Marchantiales; Marchantiaceae
Source: the annotation of a GenBank genome assembly